AUGCUCUCCUUUAGCAGCCAUUUGGCGUUGAGCAAUCCUUCGAUGUUUCACUCGUACGUGGACUCUUUUUUUGAAGGAAAGAAGGCCCUCGUCAAGGAGCGACUGAUGGACUCGGUGAGGAUCAUUGUCGAUGGACUUUUCGAGGAGAUGGUCGGACAGGUCAAGGAGAUGAUGAUGCCCAAAGAACGUGCUGGUGUCGCUGAUCAAGUGAAAACACCAAUUUAUGCCAGCAACGCUCUUGUCAAACCAUCGACCAGCAAGUCACCAAUGAACACUCAACCAGUGCCAUCUUUUCAGCCACCGAAAAGCAAGAUGAUCUUUGCAGCCAAUUCCAAGCCGGUUCCCUCUUCUUCUUCUUCAGUUCCUCUUUCUCGACCGUUUUCGGGGCUUUACAAGCGAAUGGCUGAGAAUGAUGGAAGCUACAACAGUCGGCCAGACAAGAAGAAAGCGGUCACUGUGGAACUGCAGAUUGAUGGUCCACUUGAUGACGAGGAGGAUGACUAUGCUGACGUGGCCCUCAAUGACAGCUCUUAUGGUGGUGACAUUGAACUGACCAACAACAGCAGCAGUGCUCUCCUCGACAGUAUCGACAUUGCCAACAUUCGCAUUCAAAGUACCUCCAAUCAGCAGCCAACUUCUUCAGGAAAACAUCCCUGCACUGAACCGAACUGUGGCAAGCACUUCAUAAGCAACGCCGAUCUCAAGCGACACUUGCGAACACACACCAAAGUGAAACCAUUUGGUUGCACCUUCCCCGGCUGCUCGAAAGAGUUUGCACUGCGUCAUCACGCCAUCGGUCACAUUCUUAGUAUGCAUCUCAAGAAGAAGAAGAAGGGAAAACCUGGCGAAGAGGAGGAUGCAAAUGAUGAUGAUGAACCUGCCAAUCCAGCCGCUUAUUUCAGCGUGAAAGAAGAGCUCCUCUAA
Messenger RNA from Rhagoletis zephyria (snowberry fruit fly), 924 nucleotides. NCBI's taxonomy places the organism in Eukaryota, Metazoa, Arthropoda, Insecta, Diptera, Tephritidae. The record is from RefSeq and is a predicted model, not a curated record.